Closterium sp. Naga37s-1 is the source of this 2778-nucleotide messenger RNA. The record is from the annotation of a GenBank genome assembly. Lineage: Eukaryota; Viridiplantae; Streptophyta; Zygnematophyceae; Desmidiales; Closteriaceae.
AUGUCCGCCGCUGAAGAGGAAAAUAUCGCUGAAUCCGGCGACGAUCUCUUGGACGACGACCUUCCCGAAGGACUACUCGAUGACCUCGCGAGCUCCCCUGACCACCCUGCUGCGAAGAAGCCCUGCAUGGACCCCGGUGCUGGCCCUGCUAGCUUCAACUCCCCCUCCACCUCCUCCGACUCGGCGCUGGUGCAGCCCGCGCCGUCUCCUGUGCUCCUCGCUGCCGCUGCUACUCCCACGUUGACUCAGCAAGGCCAUGCGCCCUCUCUGGCAGCAACAGCUGCCGCCCCCAACGCCCCGGUUCUCCGCGCUGCUGCCUACGCAACGGCCGCCUCCGGCGCUAACCCGGCUCCCGCGCUGCCCGCCUCGCUCUUUGCCUCAUCCGCGCCCGGCGGACCCCCCCGCAACCUCCGCCGUGCGCGCACCUCCGCAGCCACCCCGAUGCUCCUUCCACUUUGCCGCCGCGUGGUAGUCACGCUCCUCCUCCCGGAGGCCGUGUUGGAGUCGCACCGCACGGAAAUCCUCGCCGGAAUCAACGCGCAGCUGUGCGGCUUCAUGUUCGAUUCGGGCAUCAUCCCCCCCUUCGAGCACACUGUCGGCGACUCCCUCCGCGUGGCCCGCCACGUGUACGGCCGCCUGCUGUUCUCUUGGCCGUCGCAGGAAGACGCGGCUGUUUUUCGCAAGCUUUUUCCUCUCAUGCUGAAAAUCUCCAACUCCCGCCCCGUCAUGUUGAAGGUCUUUGUUGAUCGGUAUGAAGCUUUUACCGCGGCAAAGGCAGCCGGCGCUCCUACCCUGUCUAUCCGAAACGUCCCCCUGGAGAUCGAUCCGGAGGAGAUCCGCGCCUUCCUCCUCGGGUCCACCGAGGAGGAUGGUUCGCAUUGGCUCGCGGAUCUGACUGACUUUCACCGCGCUUCCGACCCCUACGAGAACACCUUUUUCACUCACCUCGCAGGACUCCCGGUCGCCACCCCCGAUGACCCGAAUUUCGAACGAAUCCCGUCCGAAUUCCUGUUGGAGGAGAACAAGCCAACUAUGCUGCUCAAUUUCUCCUGCCACGUGUGCACGCUGUGCGGUAACAACCACCGCGCACCGGACCACGAGACUUUCGCUGCCCGCCGCCGAGGACGCCUCACGAACAAGAACACCAUCUCAAUCGCUCAGCUGCAGCAGGCAAACGGUACGAAAUCUUCCCCUCUUGUCUUAACCGCAAAAAUCCUCCCUCCCUGUUGUCAUUGCACGCCCUUAGCCUGCCUCCGUUGCCUCCUCAUGUGCUCCUCCGCUGCCCCCCAUCCUCUCACCACUCCCCCCUCGGUCUACCCCCUCCCUAUCGCGCAACCUUCAUGCUCCCAUCCAACACCCGCGCUCCCCCCCCGCUGUCCUUCCCUCCCUAAGAGCCCCCGCCCCCCACUGCCUUGCUAUCCCCCCCCCGCACGGCCGUCCGGGCCCCUGCCACCCCCACUUUCAUUCUGCCCCUACCCACUCCCCUCGUUCCCUCCCUUCUCACUCCUCUCCCUGUGCCAACUGCCCCCCCUCACCCUGUCCUCCCCCCUGUCACCCACCCCUCCCUUACAGCCCCCCACCCUCCGGCCCCCCAUGUUGUGGGGCUCCCACUCAACCCCUUUUCCCCCCCACGCCACCCCCCCCUCCCUGCUCUUUCCAACACAUGCAGGCAAGCCCCCGCCCAAGGACGCUCAGCCCCUGUCACCUCUGUACCCUCCUCUCCCCCCCCUACAGUCGGGCCUCCGCCCACCCUCACGAAUCCCCCAUCUUCCCACACCCCCCACGCAAUCUCCGCAUCGCGAAAUCUCUUUCUCACCCAUGAUCCCCCACCCCCUGCCCCUACCCACGUCAACCCCACCCCCCACUACACUCCCGCCCCUUCCCCCUCGGAGGACAGUACCCCGCCCUCCCACAAGCUCGCCCCCCACCCGCACCCCCCUCCCACUAGCAGACUGGACCCUCCUACGGUACCCCCCUCUCUGCCCCCUCCCGACACUCCUCCCACGAUCUCUCCAGAGGGCGGGCCCCCUGCCCAACCUUAUGCUGGCAUGGAGACGCUCCUCUCCCCCUGCCCUAUCCCCCCCUUUUCAACCAGCACCCCUCUCUGCUCCCCCGACCCCCCGACUUCCCCCCCCCACUUCCUCUCCCUCGAUUCCCCUCCUCCCCCCCCCUACCCUCAAUCUCGCCUUCCCCCCCCUCAAUCUUUUCAACCCCCUCUUCACUUUCUUCUCCCCCCACCCACUCAGGAACCCAUCUGCAACCGCCCCCUGUGCUAUAACCGGGCUGCCCGAUCCCCACCGAGGCUCCCCCCCUCUGCCAACAGCCCUCUUCCCCCGGCCUCUCCCUCAUUGCUCUCGAGCAGGCCGAUCCACCCCCCUCUGGCUCCUUCUCCCCCCCCCCGCCUGGGCCCCCGAACACCCCUGCCCCUCCCCCGCACCUCCCACCCCUCUCUGCACCUCCCUCCACCCGCAGCCAACCAGACCUCAUGGCAACUCUUUGGGCAAUCAUGGAGCGCCGACCGCCUUCGGCAACGACCCCGGCCUCCUCUACAUUGGGCUGGGCGAUUGGGUCGAAUAUUGGACCUGCGCUCUCUGCGACUUCACCUGCGGCGCUGCCCUCGACAGCGCCAUGGAGCAUAUCCAGUCCGACCUGCACGUCAACCGCGUGAAGGCCUCCGCUCACCGCCCGGCUGCCAAGGAAGAACUUGGCCCCUGGCGCGCACUCACCCUGCUGCAGCAGAAGGCCCCGGUGGCUGCCUUCCUUCGCGGUCGCCCUUAG